Messenger RNA from Gymnodraco acuticeps, 7721 nucleotides. RefSeq names its product 1-aminocyclopropane-1-carboxylate synthase homolog (Arabidopsis)(non-functional) (gene accs). Gene Ontology annotation, molecular function: pyridoxal phosphate binding; transaminase activity. Bases 330 to 3326 code for a protein of 998 amino acids. Gene Ontology annotation, biological process: amino acid metabolic process; biosynthetic process. Lineage: Eukaryota; Metazoa; Chordata; Actinopteri; Perciformes; Bathydraconidae. The record is from RefSeq and is a predicted model, not a curated record. The transcript has 20 exons.
AUCCAGACCAUUUUCAGAAGCCCCGCUUUAGCACGGAACAAAGUUAUCCCGGAAUAAGGACAGCACGCAUGUGCCGUCAACCCGGAUGCACAUCUUUGUUCGGUCUAUACCCCCCCUCGCCAACUUGUUACAUAUUUUCUCCGUAUAAUGCAUUACACGUCUUAGAACCAGCUAUAUAAAGCUUUAGCAAUCUAAACCAGUCCAAACCGGGUUAACCAGCCGGGACAUAAGGCGUGGAUGACACUGCAUCGAGGCGACAGUUAUAACAAUCUGGUUCCGAACAGCUGCACGUAUUAUUCACGAGUAGCCUACGUCCUGUAACUUGGAGCAUGGACUUUCGAGGGAGGAGGCACGAGCGAGGCAGCAACUGGACCGACCCGGAGAUAGUGGAGCUGCUGCAGCUGUGGUCCGAUGAGUCUGUGCAGAUUGAACUGGAGAGCUCCCUGCGAAACCAGCGUGUAUUUGACCGCAUAGCCCACAUUCUGCGGGAAAAGGGCAUCUGUCGUACCGGGGACCAGUGCAGGGAAAAGAUAAAAAAGAUGAAGCUGGAGUACCGUCGCAUUAAAGACAAUCACAAAAUUAGGUCAUGGAAGUUUUAUGAUGUGAUGGAUAGGGUGCUGGCGAACCGACCGGCUGUUACCUACUCCUCCUUGGGGGGAGCUGUCAUAGCCCAACAUGUGUUUCAAAGCCCUGACGGGCCUGACUCAUUCCUGCAGGGGGUCCCAACAGUCACCUUUGGGUCUUCUUCCUCAGGGGGGUUUCUGUUUGGUCAUCCCCCAAAACCAGGAGAUCCGUUGGACAUUAAAUGUGAAGAUGUGGAGGAGAGCAUGCUGAAUUCAGGUGUUGCCCACCCUGACAUGUACUAUGGGUCAGGAGAUGAACAGGAAACUGAUGGGCAGUCUCUACUGGGGCAAGAGGACUCUCCGGGCCGAGGGGAGAGCUCCACAAAUGCAAGGAUCUCCCCCUCAGGUUUUAGCGACCUGAACACUGCCGGUCCUGCCACCCAGACUGUUGGUGGUGAUCAUGCGCCAAGGGACACUUCUGAGCUGCCCAGUCAAAAUGGCCCUCAUACCCCAUCUUCUGUGAGACAGAGGAAGCGUCGCCUUUAUGGCAAAUCAUCAUGGGGCCUUGGGGGUGCUAGAUGCAGCGGUCAAAGGAGCCUGGAUAAGGCCUUGGCCAACUUCCUGACCUGGCAGCAGUCAGCAGAGGAGCGCCUUCUCACCCUGGAGGAAGCGCGUCUGGACAGAGAGCUGCAAGCCGAGGAGCGCAGAGAACAGCGGGAGGAGCAGAGGGCAGAACAGGAGCGCCAACACGAGCUCCGCCUGUUCAGCAUGCUCACAGGGGCAUUGGUUGCUGUCAGACAGGCCGCUCCCACCGCUGCGACAACACCGAAUGACCCCUCCUGCUCACCCCUACCUCAUCUGUCAGCCUCAGUGGUGACCACAACCGCCCCUUCUGUCUCAUCAUCUUUAUCUCAGCUGCCUUCAGAAGCUCCCACGACGCUGGUUGCUUCCACUCAGGAAACGAUCAAGUCAAUGCCGCCUACAUCUGUCAAGCCCUGCAAAAUGUCCCAGAAUGUUUUGGCAAUAGAGAGAGGAGCAGGAACUCUUGGCUCUAGCUUAUACCUGUCCAACCGUGGUAACAUCAUCCGACAGCAUCAGGGCAUCCUCCAGGAGGGGCAUGCUCAAUAUGGAUUGGACAAACACCACGACAGAGAUAACCCCGAUGGCAUAAUCAACAUGGGUACCAGUGAGAACAAACUAUGCUAUGAUCUUCUUCUUACGCGGCUGACCAGGCCUGAAAUGCUACACAUUGAGCCAUCAUUGUUGCAGUAUUCAGACUGGAGGGGACAUACAUUCCUAAGAGAGGAGGUCGCAAAGUUCCUUACUCACUACUGCAGUUCUCCAAACCCACUGAAGGCUGACAACGUGGUGGUGAUGAAUGGCUGUGGUUCCCUCUUCUCGUGUAUCGCUGCGUUGAUUUGUGACCCUCAAGGCAGCUACAUAAAUAGCAAUUUAAGCCUGAAAAGUGGACCAGUUACUACAAACGUUCAUGAUGCCGUUCUUAUUUCUACUCCUUUCUACGGUGUUAUAACUGAAGAUUUACAAUUGUAUAGUGAUGUGAAACUCUUCCAUGUCCCUCUCGACUGUGAGGGUGAUGGCAAAGACAGUCGGCCCUUCCACCUUACUGUGAGCAAACUACAAGAAGGUUUAGAGAGGGCUAAACAAGAGGGUUUAACCAUCCGAGCUGUUAUCCUGAUGAACCCCCACAAUCCUCUGGCUGAGAUCUACACCCUGGAAGAGAUGAUUGCCUUCUUGGAGUUUGCCAAAAGAAAUGAGCUCCACACUAUCGUGGAUGAAGUGUACAUGCUGUCGGUCUUUGAUGAAUCUGUCACCUUUCACAGUGUCCUCAGUAUAGACAGUUUGCCCGACCCACAGAGGACACACGUAAUGUGGGGGAUGACCAAGGACUUUGCUUUGGCAGGAUUCAGAAUCGGCACUCUGUACACUGAGAACAGAGACCUGGUGGAGGCUUUGGCUCAGCUGGGCUCCUUCCACGGUAUCUCUGGAACCACACAGCGCCAGGUAGCUCAACUGCUUCAGGACAGAGAGUGGAUCAGCGAGGAAUUUCUGCCGAAGAACAGGUGCAGACUGAAAGCCGCUCACAGCUACCUGACAGGAGAGCUGCAGAGUAUGGGCGUCCCCUACCUGGACCGACCUGCUGCGCUCUACGUCUGGGCUGACCUCAGAAAGUACCUCAGAGAGCCGUCAUUUGAGGAGGAGCUUUCCCUGUGGAGGCGUUUCCUCCAACAUAAGGUGGUGUUGAGCGCUGGUCAGGCCUUCUACUGCUCAACACCCGGCUGGUUCCGCAUUGUCUUCUCCGACCAACAGCACCACCUUCAGCUCGGUUUGAAGCGAAUGAAUGCGGCCUUGAGAGAAUUUGAAGAAAAAAACAUCAGCCCUGAUUCCCUCUCUGUCAAAGCGGCCAGUGAGGAGAGCCAACAACCAAAGAGAGAGGACGGUGCAGAUUCAGACAAUGCUGCAGUUGUCAACUCAACAUCAUCACCUCAGAGCAAGUCAUCGGAGCAGCCCAAGGAGAAGGAUAGCUCUGUGCCUGACACAGACCCGCUGGACACGGAGGAUGUAGUAUUGCUGGACCGCGAGGCAUCAAAGCCCGCGGACAGUCUGGACUCUCUGAUUGGCACCCUCAGGAACCAGAUCCAUUCAUCCGAUUGGAUGGAGAAAAACACUCCGGAGCUGUCUGCUGGGGAGGACCCAGAGAUUCUUGAUGUAUUCAAGGCCCUGCUGCAAAGAGCCGGGAAGUAAGCUUAGGAUAAACAUGCACGAACGUAGCUGCCAGCUUUCAAGAGGCAGUACUUCACCCUCCUGCGUUUACUUGACACAAACACCUGACUGAAGAGGAGAGAAGAAGAAAAAAAAAGCCAGUAAGGCCAGUAUGGAAGGACAGAACAGAGAACUUUCUCUCUGAAACUCGAGGCCUUAUAUUUGAUCUGCUAAAGAAAAACAGCUUUUUGUUAUUUGUAAUCCACACUGAAACGAUGUUAGUCUUUUUACAAAUCUAAAUGAAUGCCAAAUGUUAAUCAACCAAAAUCAGUUAUGUUGUACUGUUUAACAUUUUGAUCGUACUCUCAACUGUACGUCUUUAUUAUUUGGUCAUAUGCACUUUAUUUUAUCUAUGUAUUUCUUUAUAGUUAAUGAACUGUGAUUAAAGGAAUGAACUAGUAUGUCUUAAGUUGAAUCAAUUUUAUUUGGAUGACAUGUUUUAAUUUUUAAUUUAUAUACUAUCUUUUUUUGUAUGAAAAUUAUUUUAGUUUGAUAUAUGCUGUAAUCUUUUUAUUUUGAGUGGGCUGUGGGCGCCCUUCCGUUGCAACAGAGGCAAGGGUAGUGGGUGGUAUGACAAAUAUGUGAGAUAUCUGAUAUCUCACUGUGAGGAACAGCGAGUGAGAUUUCCUUAAAUGUUUUGUCACGGAUGAUGACACUCUGACACCCCCACAGACUUUCUACAUUUGACAUAAACACAUUUCUUCAUGCUAUAUUGCUGUUACAGAAUAUCACUCAAAUGUCAAGGGAUUUCAACUUCCUUUUAACAUCCAUUUAUUUAUAUAUAUAUAUAUCUUUUUUAUGUUAGCUAUACAAAAACUUCUGCUCCCUCCAAUAUUGAAUAGCAGUUGUUGGUGCUUUCACUUUCUGUACAGUGUGAGCUGGUGGGUCGCAGUGGAGAGUUCAGGGGGAAUUCAGACGCCGUCUGGGGGAGUUUCCAUUGCAGCAGAGGCGGAGUAAACACUGCACGGUUUGAUUUGCGAGCUAAGGCUUGUGGUCCUGAGCACUACAAGUAGGGUGUUCUGUUUGUACAGUAGUAUUUGUAUUGCAGUAACCAUCCUGUAACUAGUUCCUGAAGUGUUUUACCUGUACACAGACAUACUGUACAGUUUUGUUCCUGACACCUUUCUGUUUUCUACAGCAACAAAGGGAAAAUAUGAAGUUUCUGGAGCUGGGGGAGUCCACAAGUCGCUUCAGGUUCUCUCAGUCCUGUGUGGGGUUGGCAGGUUGCCUGUGUGUGAGCUACGCAGUCUGGACACCGUUCUGGCUGAAGGAGAGGGGACUCUGGACAGAGUGGAAUAACACUAAAAGUGACCAGACAAAUCAUAUAGGUGGCAAUGACUUCAGCGCCCUGGAGGCAGAGAGAGUAUUUGGAGUGCUCUCCUUCCUGAUGGCUGUAAGCACGGGGGCUCUGUGUCUGGUGUUUGCCCUCUGCUGGACAUCUGAGACGGUGCGCUCCUACUCCAACACUCGCUCUCUCCUCAUGGCAGGACAGGCCCUGUACCCCACCACCCUGCUGCUGUUCACCAUGGCCUCUACAGGUUUCUUCUUCCUCCUCAGCUGGUCCUUUUUCACCUAUCAGCACAGGGAAGAAAUCCGUCAGGACUUCUCCAGCCUCGGCUCCUCCUAUUGGCUAGGGGCCUUAGGUUGGGUCCUGCUGUUGGUCGUGGAGAUGAUAGUGUUUAUAGCUGAGCAAGCUGUUGUGCCUGACAUCCUGCCAGACCUAGAGAAAUCUGUGGAGUCCUGGCGGAUUUCCUCUCAAUUGAAGACCGCUAAACGCUCUUUCAGCGACGGUUAUUACCCUGGAAACAUGCAACAUGGCUCCUAAUAGCCUUGAGUGGGGUGCAUAAAUUAGGACAUGACUGAGGAAAUGAAUGAUAAUGUGUAUGUUACACAUUACUAACACAGGCUCAAUGGGGAACCAGCAAUUCACACUCGUGUCUCACUCGCCUGAUUGAGCCCCGGCAUCAAGCUGAGUGGCCUGUUUGGGAAUCAUUAUUAUUAUUGAUCUAUACAACCAGACUGAAUAUUGAUUAACUGUGUUGGGAGUUCAAGUGUUUGCCAGAGGAAUUAAGUUGGAUUCCUGAAAGUCUCCAGCUUUCUCAAGAGCUGAUCAUAGCAGUGAUUCUCCACUUUGUUGCCAGUAUUGACUCAAAAGUAAAACACUAAGGACCAACAAUACUGGCUGGUUAACUGGGCGGUAAAUGUAAGAUGACAAUUGUUAUCUGACAAAGUGUAUUUGUAAACUGGUGCUUGUUGUCCAGGUGUGCCCCCAGGCCAGAAUCAGAUCCAGCUUUGUUUAAUUUUUUUGUGUCAGAUUGAUGUUAUCAAAACACUCACAAAACAUCCAGCUUGUACCUGGACUAUUAUUUUUUUUCAAGUACUAGUGUUUCAAUGUUUCUGUAUAAGCUGCGAAGUUGUUGAUGCAUGUUAAAUACACGUAUGUUUAUGUUUAUUUUUGUUUUCUUAUAAAAGGUAAAACAAAGGUGUUUGCUAAUACAACAAAUGGAAAUAUCACUUUAAUGAUUCCUUAUUUUAUUAUCUAUUAGUGGUCAUAUGCUGUGUUGUACGUUCAACACGGAUUAGUUUAACUAUGCUGAUCAUGUGCUGUCCUCCACAGCUGAAUAAAAGUUGGAUAUGUUUAUUAACGUGUGUCUGUCAUAGAGGGUAUUAUCAGCUCAUAUGGCUGAGCAUGAUGGUUGACAGCUUGGCGUGUUCCUGCAUCUGUUUACAAGGAGUUGCAAGUGUAGUGGAGCAAAGGUUUUUCCAGCCAGUCCUACAUAUCAUCAGCUAUUUGAAUCACCUACCCAGCACAUUUUCAGCAUAGUUCCAAGCUUGUGGACCACCCGACAACAGACUGCCUCCAAAGUCGUUAUUUACUUUUCUCUCACACAUUUCCUGGAGGAGAGGAAGCACUCUGACGCUGGACGGCUUAUGUUUAUGUUCUGCACCUGCCAAAGUGGGGGAGAAUUAAGUGGCUCUGGCUCUGUUAAUUGGGCGUUAAUCAGGUGUUGCUCUAAUUAAAAGGCAGUUCCGCCCUGUUGGGCCCUGGUAAUGAGUUUGUUAUUAAAUCCACAGAGGAUUUUUGUCUCUUUUUCAAUUUACCAACAGGGUAGUGCUUAAUUGCUGUGUAAAUGAGGGGAAUGUCCUUGAAGGUCGUCUUGCAUCAGCACUCGAUCCAUGAGCAGAAUGGUUCUAAAGAGCUUCCUCACCCAAACUUCAAACCUAUUCAGUUCAAUGUGUGUUCACCACUUUAGUCAAGCUGUGCCUCUCAGCAGUGACUGUUAUUUGUAAUUCAAUGCUAAAUCCUAAAAGAAUCCUCUUUAAACCUCAUUUGUUAAAUUAAGAGAAUAGGUAUGCCACUUUCUUUCUGAAAUAAAAGUACUUUUGAAAAGUAUUUCCUUUUCAUCUAAAUUCUUUUUUCCCCCUCCUUGAGGGUGUUGUCUUGGCCUUUGAAAGCAUGCAGUCUUUUAUGGCUGCCAGUCUGUCAUAAACAAACUCUCACUUUUUCCCUUCCACCACCACAAACGCUGCUCUUUCACCUUCCCGAGAAAAAACGACCAAAGGUUGAGAAUGCCUUCAGAGAAAGACGGGCGGAAUCAAUGUGGAGAUAGAAAGAAAAAGAUAGUGAGACGUUUAGGCACAAAAGAUGAAAUGACAGAUGAAUGGUAUAAGAUGUUAGGCACAGAUAGACAGGGGGCCUGAUAGACACAGAGAGAUCGUAGGUACUGAUUGUUGAAGGGCAUUUUCUACAGAGACAUCAAUCAGAAGAUGGCACCAAGAUUGAGGCAGGCCGCCAGCGAUUUCUGCCCGCAGACAGCAGCAUGUGUAGAACAUAACCUGGGAUAAACCACUGCUCUUCAUAUCAAUUAGAGACCAAUUAUACAGCCAUGUUCUACUAAUUACAGCACUGACACUACCCCAUCCCCCAGAAUAAUGCAUGUGCUUCUCUUUGCUCCUGUGCGCUAGUGUUCAUUGAGAUAUAUAAAUAAAUGUGCUUGCUAAAAUGGUGAAGCAUCCUUCCUGAAUUAGAUUUGUGUUGUGCUGUAACAUUUAUUUUGUGGUAAAGAAAGCAAGCUGUUGUUUUCAGCUUUACCUUUUGGUGGUGCUGGUGUAACAUCUUUUGCUUUGCUUCUUGCAAUGAAAUCCAGUGAAAUGUAGGAGACACUGCUCUCAUUUGACGAGUAAUGAAAUCAUCAAAAAAAGGAAAGUGUUUGUUUGUGUUUGAUUAUUAUUUGUGAGGUAGACAAAGUGUGAUUAAUAUUCUGUAGCAUAUUUCAGAGGAUUUUGAGCCAGAAUGUGCCGGACUACUUAAUAAGCCAAUUUUUAUUUGGCUCGAUGUGGGAGCAUGAUGAAUUAUGAAAUAAAGUGAAAACUUGA